This is a messenger RNA of Striga hermonthica, 534 nucleotides long. The record is from the annotation of a GenBank genome assembly. NCBI's taxonomy places the organism in Eukaryota, Viridiplantae, Streptophyta, Magnoliopsida, Lamiales, Orobanchaceae.
AUGCCCCUAAUAGCUUUUGGAAUGGCCGAGCACUUGACUUCUUUGACCUCGUUCAUUAAUGAGCAGUUCAGUGGGGAGGAGCUUGACGGGAGCACGUUCUGGAGAUUCUUUUACAGCGUCUUGGCAAUUAUAAUCGUCACUUCUGUUGCCGCUGGCUCAUGCUCGUAUAAGUAUUUUAAGCCGCCUGGAAGCUCUUUCACUUUGUUUUUCCAAGUGUUUGUGGCUGCCUUUUUGGAAAUCUCCCAUAAAAGCCCGAGGGAUGCUAAAGAACUGUUUGAGUUCACUAAUCCUGAGUUUUAUAAGGCACCCCACACGAGGAGCCUGAGGAACAGAUAUAACAACAAAGCUCAAGUGGUCACAGUAGCUAGAGUAGUGGUUUUGAUGUGGCUGGACAUAUUUGCAAUAUACGCCAUGUACAUAAUGAUGACAUACUUGACCGACGUUUGGGACCUCGGCUUCACGCAUGCAGUUGCAAUCGUGAAUGUCUUUUGGGGGUGUCGUCUUGUUAUCCCCGCUGCUCCUGACUGCUCCUGA